Molecule: messenger RNA, 2514 nt
Organism: Hyaena hyaena (striped hyena)
Lineage: Eukaryota; Metazoa; Chordata; Mammalia; Carnivora; Hyaenidae
Gene: MARCHF8
Product: membrane associated ring-CH-type finger 8
Exons: 8
Coding region: 691-2397 (568 amino acids)
Biological process (GO): immune response; protein polyubiquitination; antigen processing and presentation of peptide antigen via MHC class II
Cellular component (GO): late endosome membrane; cytoplasm; lysosome
Molecular function (GO): ubiquitin protein ligase activity; zinc ion binding; MHC protein binding
Source: RefSeq, a predicted model, not a curated record
GGAGGGGUGUAAACAGGCCCGGUUGUGGCCGAGCUGCGGCCCUGCUGCGUGCUGGUGUCCGGCAUGCUUCAGGCGAGUUGGGGCGGCCUAGCCGCGAGCUCAGCGCCCACCUGAGGUAACUCCUGCGGCCUCGGGACGGGCGUAUCUUACGCCACGCGCAGCCGCCGCUGCCCGCCGCCGACGAGGCCGGCUUAGCCCGGGACCCCGGCAGGGGGUGUGGCUGCCGGCUGUGCUGUCCGCGACAGGUGGGCUGGGCGGGUCGGCCGCCGAAGCCCCAGCUCUGCACCGCUCCGGGUCGCGGCCUCGGCGCGGAGCCGGCCGAAAAGUGGCAGCGACCCCGGGCUGUGGGCCCUUCCGCCCCGGCUGCUCGAGGCUACUCUUGGGGCCGCGCCGAACCGAGGGCCCUGGGCUGCCGGCGUGGAGUCCCAGUUGAAGUCCGGCUCCUGCGGGCUGUGAGACCUUGGCCAAGUCAGCCUCAGCCCUCGCCCUGGCCUGAGUUUCCACAUCUCUAAUGGAUGUCUGGACUAGAUGAUCUGUGAGGACCUGCCUCUUCUGACGUGUGUGAUCUCGAGGGACCCGCAUACUUUGGAAGCUGCCAGAGAGAAAACUUAGUUUGAAGUCCAUGGCCCAAAAUGACUCUACCACUGGAGACUCUGUUCAGUAAAGAAGACAACCAGACAGGAGGCUGGGAUGAGCAUGCCACUGCAUCAGAUCUCUGCCAUUCCAGCCCAGGAUGCCACCGCUGCUAGAGUCUACAGAAGUAAGACCAAAGAAAAGGAGAGGGAAGAGCAGAAUGAGAAGACUUUGGGACAUUCCAUGAGUCAUUCAAGUAACAUUUCUAAGGCUGGGGGUUCUUCGUUGGCGUCGGCACCCGUGUCCGCCUUCUCUCGCACUUCUGUCACACCAUCCAAUCAGGACAUCUGCAGUUCCAGUGCAGUGUGUUCUGAGUGUUGUCACCAAAGUCCCGUGCAUUCUGCCGUUGUCUUGAAAGCUCCUCAAUGCCAGAGUUCUCUGACACAAGGGCUCACUGUGACAGUUAUCUGUAAAGACACAUUGUCAAAGAGAAAUUCCUGUGGUUCAGAAUGGACCCAGGCCUUGAAGCCUGCUGACAAUACCAAAGCCAGAAGAACACUAAAGUUCUCAAAAUCCCUAAAUGAUGUGGGUGAGAAGGCCCAGGAUGCUUUGGAAAGUUUUGACUAUGUGGAAAGAACUUGCUCCGAAGGGAAAUUGAUACUCCCUCAAGAUUCGGGUCUCAGAAUUAACAGGUUCCAUCAGAAGGAGAAAAGAUCGCUGCAUCGCAAACCUCUGGGCAAUUCCAAACAUUCUUGUGUUUCAUCCCUUUCUGCCAAUCAUUCGGCUGCCUCAGAGGUGGAAGCUGGCAAGGGGGGCGUGCACGUUCCUCUUUUGGAAGAGAGAGCGGAUGCUGAAGCUGUGUCUAGGAGCCGGCGACUGCUCCGGUACCUGUUCUCGCUCUCGCACGGCUCAAGCGCCAGCAGCCUGCACGGGUUCCAUGAGCUGGAGUGCUGUGCCGCCCCUCUGCACACCGCCAAGUCCUCCAGCGGGCUGGCAGGGAGCGUGGGCUUCUGCUCCGAUGAAAUGGGAGACGACGAUGUCUUUGAGGACAGCACAUCUGCAAAAUGGAAGAACAAGGUCCUGCGGGCACCCCUCUGUUCAGUGGAGAAGGACAGUGACCUGGAUUGUCCUUCUCCCCCCUCUGAAAAAUGCCCCCCCAUAUCUCCUGUGUCCACAUCAGGGGAUGCCUGCAGGAUCUGCCACUGUGAAGGGGAUGACGAGAGCCCUCUGAUCACCCCCUGCCACUGCACAGGGAGCCUCCACUUCGUGCACCAGACCUGCCUGCAGCAGUGGAUCAAGAGCUCCGACACACGCUGCUGUGAGCUCUGCAAGUACGAGUUCAUCAUGGAGGUCAAGCUGAAGCCUUUGAGAAAAUGGGAGAAGCUGCAGAUGACGGCCAGCGAGCGCAGGAAGAUCAUGUGCUCAGUGACGUUUCAUGUCAUCGCCAUCACCUGUGUGGUCUGGUCCUUGUACGUGCUCAUCGACCGUACCACUGAGGAGAUCAAACAUGGACAGGCAACAGGAAUCCUAGAGUGGCCUUUUUGGACUAAAUUGGUGGUUGUGGCCAUCGGGUUUACUGGUGGACUUCUUUUUAUGUAUGUUCAGUGCAAAGUGUACGUACAAUUAUGGAAGAGACUCAAGGCUUAUAACAGAGUAAUCUAUGUUCAAAACUGUCCAGAGACAAACAAAAAUAUUUUUGAGAAAUCUGCACUAACAGAGCCCAACUUCGAAAAUAAAGAUGGACCUGGAACCUGUCAUUCCGACACAAACUCUUCUUGUUGGACAGAACCUGAAGACACUGGAACCGAAAUCGUUCACGUCUGAUUUUGUGGAGGGUGUAGUUUUCCUGAACAUCAACGAACAGCUGAAGGAAAUUGUUUACUGCCAAUUGUGUACCUUUUCUUAUGUCCUUUAAUAGCAUAGACCAGGCAGGUGACUGUU